UGCGUCCGUCCGUUAACGGACCAGUUAGUCAUCAUCAUCAUCAUCAUCAUCUCCUAAUUUCUCCUCAAGACUUCUCUUUCUUUUAUUUUUCUUCCUGUUCUGUUCGAUUCCCAAUUCUCCUGUACCUGUACAAUCAGCGACCACGAGACUGCAGGAUUGGGUAAAAGUACAGCGGUGCAGGAAAGAUCUUCCGCUCUCACAGCUAACCUAGAUCAAAGGUCAAGAGUCAGAGGUCAUGCCCUCAGUGUGAACCACCAUGUUCCACACAUUCCCCAACAAGUCCAAGCCGCGUUCCCCAGUCUCUCUGGAGAAGACCUACUCGCUCACUGCACACUACGACGACUUCCAGGAAGUGAAGUAUGGCAGCCGGUACAGCAGCAACGGCAUGAGCUUGACUCUGGGCGGGUCGCUGGAACGGAGCGGGCGGUCCCGGGCUGGGGCAGGAGGCGCGGUCAGUGGGGGUAAGUCCUCUAGUAACGCGAGGUGGAGUCACCGUGAGAUCUGCCUGCUUUCUGCUCUGGUGUUUGCUGGUGGCGUGUGUGUGAUCCUGGGCUGCAUGCUGGCACUGAAGUUAGUCUGGCUGGACGCUCAGGACACUCAGUGCGAGCGGGAGUGCGGGACACACCGGCGCUCGCUGCUGAGGGCUGCUCGCUUUGUCCAGGCCAAUGUAGACGCCAGCGUGGCUCCGUGUCAUGACUUCUACAGCUUCGCGUGCGGCGGCUGGCUGCGACGACACGCCAUUCCUGAGGACAAACUCAGCUACGGCGUCAUCACGGCCAUCGGAGAGCAGAACCAGGAGAAGCUCCAGCGUCUGCUGGAGGAACCGGUCAGGAGGAAGGGACCUGACAGUGCUGAGAGAAAGGUGAAGGAGUUUUAUCGCUCCUGCGUAAACAUUCAGGAAAUCGACCGACUUGGAGCCCAGCCCAUGAUGGACGUGAUUGACAGCUGUGGUGGGUGGGACUUGGCUGCAGCUCCACCUAAAGGUGCGGGUUGGGAAAGCGGCUCCGUCCAGACGAGACCUGACUUGAAUGAGAUGCUGUAUAGGACCCAGGGGGUGUACAGCACAUCCGUCUUCUUCUCACUCACUGUUAAUGUGGAUGACAAAAACUCCUCACGCAAUGCCAUACGAAUAGAUCAGGAGGGCUUGACGUUGCCUGAGAGGACUCUGUACCUGGGCCAGGAUGAGGACAGUGUGAAGAUCCUUGCGGCCUACAAAGCGCUAAUGGAGCGGCUGCUGAGCAUGCUGGGAGCUCAUAACGCCACGGUGAAGUCCCGCGAGAUCCUGGACCUCGAGAUGAGUCUGGCUAACAUCACUGUGUCUGAAUUCGAGGAUCAGAGAAAAGACAUCAGCAGCAUGUACAACCGCAUCACACUGAAACAGCUCCAACGCAUGGCUCCUGCUCUGCACUGGAAGCGGCUGCUGGACAGAAUAUUCCACGAUAAUUUCUCAGAGGAGGAGGAGAUCGUGGUCCUGGCCACAGACUACAUACACAAAGUCUCUGACAUCAUCAAGACCACGUCGAAACGGGUUCUGCACAACUACAUGCUGUGGAGAAUAGUAGCGGCGCUCAGCGAGCACUUAUCCACAGGGUUCCGAAGCACGAUCCACGAGUUCUCACGGGAGAUCGAUGGAACCGAGCGACAGCUGGAGCUCAACCAGCUGUGUCUCAAUCAGGCCAAUAAACACUUCGGCAUGGCGCUGGGCGCGCUCUUCGUCCAGACACACUUCUCCUCUCGCAGCAAGGCCAAGGUACAGGAGCUGGUGGAGGACAUAAAGCACUCGCUGGACGUCAGACUGCAGGAGCUCGACUGGAUGGAUGAAGAAACCAAGGAGGCAGCGAGAGCCAAGCUCCAGCAUAUGAUGGUGAUGACAGGUUAUCCAGACUUUCUGUUAAAGCCGGAGCUCAUCGAUCAUGAAUACGGGUUUGAAGUGAGUGAGAAGACGUACUUCAAAAACAUUCUAAACAGCAUCAAGUACAACAUCAAAAUGUCCAUCAACAAGAUCCACAAGGAAGUGGACAAGACCACGUGGCUUCUACCACCGCAGGCACUCAAUGCUUACUAUCUUCCAAACAAGAACCAGAUGGUUUUCCCAGCAGGAAUUCUCCAGCCGACUCUGUACGAUCCAGAAUUCCCACAGUCUCUAAAUUACGGAGGAAUUGGAGCCAUUAUUGGACACGAGCUAACACACGGAUACGACGACUGGGGUGGUCAGUAUGAUCGCUAUGGUAACCUGAAGCAGUGGUGGACUGAGGAUUCUUACAAAAAGUUCCAGAAGAAAGCAGAGUGCAUCAUCAAACUCUACGACAACUUCACCGUCUACAACCAGCGGGUAAACGGACGCCUCACCCUGGGAGAGAACAUCGCAGAUCUCGGGGGGCUGAAACUCUCCUACUACGCGUAUCAGAAGUGGGUGAGGGAUCACGGUCCAGAGCGCCCGCUACCAGGCCUCAAAUACACACACGAGCAGCUGUUUUUUAUAGCCUUUGCCCAGAACUGGUGCAUGAAGAGGCGGUCUCAGUCCAUAUACCUUCAGCUGCUGACUGACAAACACGCCCCCGAACACUACAGGGUCAUCGGCAGCGUGUCUCAGUUCGAUGAGUUCGGCCGUGUGUUUCACUGCCCGAAGGAAUCGCCCAUGCAUCCUGUCGACAAGUGCUCCGUCUGGUGACCUUCUGACCUUCAUCUCUGACCUUUGACCUCUCACCAUUCCUCAUCCAUCCAGAUUCCUCCGUCUGUACUCAGCGGACCCUGAAAUCCCGCCCACACAGUGCUGCUACGUGUGCUGCUACGAGCUUAGCGUGUUCGUCCGAUAAUAAACCAAACCGCGUCGUCAUGGUUACAGUGGACGUUGUAAAUGAGCACCUAUAAAGUGUUAUACUAUAACAGCACAUGUGCAAAUACAUACAUACUGGCUGGCUAACUAGUUAGCUUACUGACUAGCAUGCUACCUAGCUAGCAUAAUAAAGUUUAAGCCCAAUUUUAGAAAAUAUAUUUCUAAAAUAGUUUCUUUUUCUUUUUUUUUUGUUUUCUUUUUUUUAAUAAACAUCUUCACCCACACAAUGUCCUCGGGGUCUGACCUGAACCCAGAGCGGAGACGUUUACAUUCAAGUUUUUUACAUUAAACAGAUAAACAUCUGAAGCAGUUCGACUGAAACAAGAGUCAAGUGAAGCUUUUUUUUUUUAAAUCAGUCUUUGAAAUGGCUAAAAAGUUUCAUUUAAUAAAAUUCCGUAAUGUUUUCUUUAUUUAUUCCCCAUCGAGUUUUCCCAUCGCUGCUCUCCUGCACGUCUUUAAACUUAUUUUUUCUACAUAAAUAUAACCUUAAAGAAUCGGAUACUUAUUUAUUUUUAUAUUCUAAUUAACAUGGUUUAUUCUUAUUAGUGAUAAGAACUAGUUUUGCCGUGUGUGUGUGUGUGU
Messenger RNA from Clarias gariepinus (North African catfish), 3418 nucleotides. RefSeq names its product endothelin-converting enzyme-like 1 (gene ecel1). The transcript is spliced from 19 exons. Lineage: Eukaryota; Metazoa; Chordata; Actinopteri; Siluriformes; Clariidae. Gene Ontology annotation, molecular function: metalloendopeptidase activity. Gene Ontology annotation, biological process: protein processing. Gene Ontology annotation, cellular component: plasma membrane. Bases 257 to 2671 code for a protein of 804 amino acids. The record is from RefSeq and is a predicted model, not a curated record.